Molecule: messenger RNA, 2398 nt
Organism: Habropoda laboriosa
Lineage: Eukaryota; Metazoa; Arthropoda; Insecta; Hymenoptera; Apidae
Product: digestive organ expansion factor homolog
Exons: 1
Coding region: 110-2386 (758 amino acids)
Biological process (GO): maturation of SSU-rRNA from tricistronic rRNA transcript (SSU-rRNA, 5.8S rRNA, LSU-rRNA)
Cellular component (GO): nucleolus; small-subunit processome
Molecular function (GO): U3 snoRNA binding; rRNA binding
Source: RefSeq, a predicted model, not a curated record
UUUGUUAAAUGACAAUUGUUGACGUGGACACGUGGAUGGUGUUUGCAUUAUAUAAAGGAAAUUUCGAUUAAUAUGUGUUUUUAAUUAACGUAAGGAACUUUUCGUUAAAAUGGUACGUGGUAAAAGGCCAGUUCGCGGUGGAAAAAGAAAAUUCCACCAACAUAAUUCUCGACCGAAGCCAAAGAAAGGUAAAUUUAACCUAAAAGAGGCUUCAUAUGUCAAGGAUCGCGAAAUUAAAAAUAAAGAAAUUGAGAAACGUAGGAAAAUGUUGGAAGAGGAAAAAUUACAGCGACAAGAAUUAGAAAGUGAUAGUUCUGGUGAUGAACGCGAGAAUCCAAUGCAAAAUUUGUUAUCCACGUUUUCAAACACGAAUAACCUACAAGUGACUGCUAUCGAAUCUAACUCAGAAAGUGAUACUUUCAGUGAUAAAGAUGAUAUUGAGGAAAAUAACGACGUCAGUGACAAUGUAACAGUACACUUGGACAAUAUCGGUGAAGAGGCAGAUAUUAUAGAAGAUAAUGUAUUCAUUAAAGUGAAAGAUGUUAGCGAAGAAGAUCCUGAAACUGCUCAAGAAGAUGCUGGAUAUUUAAAUGAUCCAUUUUCUAUUCAUCUUCGUAAUGAUUUAAGUGAUAAACUUUAUGAAGCAGUUUCUUCUAUUCCACAGACUGCAGAAACACAGAAAAUAACAUGGCGUGUUCUAGGAAAUCUUACAUGCCAAAUUCCAAAACCCUUGGAAGAUGCAAAUGAUGCAAUGAAAAAAUCAAACACUUCUCUUUUUGAAAAUAAGCAGUUUGCAAAAUGUGGUACCAUUCCUUCUUUAAUUGAUACAAUAAAUUGGAACAAAUUAUAUGUAAAAUCUCAAAUUCAGGGUAAUAUCACAGAAGCAAAUUAUUUAAAUAUAAAAGAUAAUACGGGUACAAAUCCAACUUCUCUAACUUCUUUGCAAAGAGAGUUAUUUUCAAUAAUAAAUAAUUAUCAAGAUUUAUAUUAUCCUGAGAGGACAUUUGCUAAUGCUGAUCAAAUAAGAUUCAUAUAUUGUCUACAUGCAAUUAAUCAUGUAUUAAAAACACGAACAAAAAUACUACACCACAAUGCAAAAAUGGCAAAAUGUACAAAUAUGGCAGAAAUUCCAGAUGAAUAUAGGGAUCAGGGACUAAUGAGACCAAAAAUUUUAAUAGUAGUUCCUUUUAGGCAUUCAUGUUUAAAAAUUGUCGAAUUAUUAAUAUCUAUUUUAAUUGGAGAAGACAAAGGUGGCUCUGUAAUGAACAAGAAAAGAUUCAUGGAAGAUUUUAGUGGCAAUGAAUUAGCAUUACCAAAAAGAAAUCCAAAACCUGAAGAUUAUGAGUUGACCUUUGCAGGAAAUACAGAUGAUACAUUUAAAAUAGGAAUUGCUGUUACAAAGAAGACAUUAAAAUUAUAUUCAGAGUUUUAUUCCUCAGAUAUAAUAAUCACAUCUCUGUUAGGUUUAAGAAUGUUAGUAGGUGCAGAAGGUGAAGCAGACAGAGACUAUGAUUUCUUAGCGUCUAUAGAAUUAUUAAUCCUUGACCAAGCAGAAUUAUUUUUAAUGCAAAACUGGGACCACAUGGUUCACGUUUUAAAUCAUUUACAUUUGCAACCAAAAGAUUUUCAUGGCACAGAUUUUUCUAGAGUAAGAAGUUGGUGCGUGAAUGGGUGGACUAAAUACUAUAGACAGACAUUGAUAUUUUCAAGCAUUCAUGUACCUGAAAUUUAUGGAAUAUUUAAUAAGAAAUGUUACAAUUAUGCGGGAAAAGUUAAAAUAAUAAAUCCUAUUUCUUCUGGUUCUAUUUGUCAAGUAGUUGUCCAAGUUCCACAAGUGUUUCAUAGAUUUGAAAUUUCAAAUUAUUCCCAAGCCUUGGAAUAUAGAAUGGAAUUCUUCAUAACAAAAAUACUUCCUCAGUACAAAGAUAGAAUUAUGAAUCAUACGUUAAUAUUCAUUCCGUCUUACUUUGAUUUCGUGAAAUUGCGAAAUUAUUUCAAAAAAGAAGAAUACAGUUUUGUACAAAUAUGCGAAUAUUCUAAAGAUGCAAAAAUAGCAAGAGCAAGAGACAUGUUCUUUCACAGUGAUGCACACUUUCUCUUAUAUUCGGAACGAUUUCAUUUUUUCCGUAGAAUAAGGGUAAAAGGUAUACGACACAUUAUAUUUUACGCACCGCCGAUUUUUCCUCACUUGUACACCGAAAUGUGUAAUGUAAUGCAAGAAGCUAAUCAGAAUCGACGAGCGGGCUCUGAAAGCAACAUGACAGUUACCGUUUUAUAUUGUAAAUACGACGUUAUGCAACUUUCUGCAAUUGUGGGUACCGAAAGAGCGACUAAAAUGCUUGGAUCAGAGAAAUCUGUCCAUAUGCUUAUGACUGGUGAACAAUAAGAAAGAGAAAAA